This is a messenger RNA of Rhineura floridana, 7857 nucleotides long. It is a transcript of the gene GASK1B, whose product is annotated as golgi associated kinase 1B. The coding region runs from base 675 to 2294 and encodes 539 amino acids. Gene Ontology annotation, cellular component: Golgi apparatus. The transcript is spliced from 5 exons. NCBI's taxonomy places the organism in Eukaryota, Metazoa, Chordata, Lepidosauria, Squamata, Rhineuridae. The record is from RefSeq and is a predicted model, not a curated record.
UUUAAAAUAGCUUAAAAAAUAAAAUAAUAAAAAGUUCGUGUAAGUGUGUAGCAGUUAUUUUGAAACAAUUGUCCUGUACAGUCAGAACAUUCUGAAGGUCUAUAGAGCAUGGAAUGAAAUCUCUAAGAUAUGAGUCUUAGAUUCAUGAAUUAAUUGUGUGUUCCAAGACUCUGAAAAAAGAAAGCUUUCUCUCUAUUUUGUGACAGUUUGGUAGGUCCUAAUAAAACUACUGUCCAACUGUGGAUUUUGGAUUUUUUCGCAUGGACCAACAUGGUUUGCUUUGUGUUUUUAAAAGAGGUUUUACUAGACAAAGACUGAGACAAGCUGUGUAGCAGUGCGGCAGCCCAGAAGGGACUCCCAGACUUUUCCUACUGUCAAUCAGUUAACUGUGUUUACACAGCCGACUCCAUUCAUUCUCUGAAACAAAAUCACACCCUCUGUGGUGGCCGAUAAGAUUUUAACAGCUUGUUGGGGUAGCUUCUCAGAUUCAUUACGAGUGAACAUUCACAUUCCUUGGGCAUUUCCAGUGUGUGUAACACACAUACCACACACACACAUACCCUGGAAAAAGAGAAGUCUGGUAAUUUAGAAAAAGUAUGUAUCAUCAUCCUAAGCAGCUAGCUGGCAACAAGUGAAUUCUUAAGCUACAUCCAUCAUGUUGAUUCAUUGGAGAAAUGAGCUUCCUGGAACAGACAUGCCAAAUUAUAAACUGGUUUGUUUGCUCUCUGUGUACACCCCAGUUGCUGAGAUUCUGGAGUGGCAAAUGCCCAAGGACUAGAAGGAAUUUGCUGUUGGGCACAGCCUUUGUCAUAUACCUGGGGUUCCUUGUCAGCCAAGUAGGUCACGUUAUCCCACAGCACAGAGUAAGACCUGUAAAAGUAAAUUCCCAGAAUCUCCUGGAUGCUGCCCAGACUCUUUCCCUUGAAAUCCCAUUGGAUGGGACAUUGUUGCUUUCUGACCUGGAAAGACCCAAGGUGGGAACAAAUGAUACUUCAGCACCACCCAACGUGGUGUAUAUCACCCUGAGGUCCAAGCGCAGCAAACCUGCCAACAUCCGAGGCACCGUGAAGCCCAAGCGAAGGAAGAAGCAAGUAGUGCCUUUGCACCAUGAAAACAAGAACCCAAUAGCUGUCACUGGCCAGGAGAAGACCUUUAUCCACAAGUCACUUCAUGGGACUAGUAAUUCUAUGGGCAAGAGGAGAGCAGAAGCCGUCCCAGAGAAAGCAAGGGGCCCCCAGGAGGAUCACAAAGAAAAAGGAGUACUGAAAAAGGAUAAGGGAUAUUGGAGAUCUCUGGUAAGAGGAGUAAAUGUUCAGCCUGGUGCUCAGGAGAGCAAUAUCAGGAUUUACAGUGAGAGCCCACCAUCUUGGCUGAGCAAAGAAGACAUCUCAAGCAUGCGUCUUCUGGCAGAUUCCAGAAUAGACAGUAUGCAUGAGGCACCUUCUCAGCAUGGAGUACUUCUGGUUUUUGGGAGGACUGCUGCUGUUAACAGGUCAGUCAAAGGAGGUGUUUGCAGCCAAAGGCAUUGUGGCUUCAUCAAGAGACCUCUUGACAUGAGUGAAGUGUUUGCCUUCCAUUUGGACAGGAUCUUGGGGCUGAAGCGGACCUUGCCUACAAUAAGCAGGAAAUCAGGAUUUGUACAAGAUGAUCAACCAUGUCCUGUUAUUCUUUGGGAUCCAUCCUUGGCCCAGACAGACAAUGAGACACAUUCUUCUCUGAAGCUAAACUGGGGGGCUUACAAGCAACAAUUAAAGCAGAAGUGUUGGCAAAAUGGCAGAGUGCCCAAAGCAGAGUGGGGAUGUACAGAUAUUCAUCACUAUGAAUGGUCCAAGAUGGCACUCCUAGAUUUUCUUUUACAGAUCUACCAUCGCUUGGACAAGAACUGCUGUGGGUUCAAACCACGCAAAGAGGAUUCCUGUGUACAGAAAGGAUUGAGUAUGAAUUGUGAUGACCAGGAUAACAUUGAUUUAACACACAUUAUCCAGAGAAAGGAUGACCCAAGGCAUUUGGUUUUUAUAGACAAUAAAGGUUACUUUGACAGAAGUGAAGACAAUCUAGAUUUCAAACUAUUACAAGGCAUAAACGAGUUCCCUGAAUCUGCCAUCUCUGUGCUGAAAAGCCAGCGUUUGCGAGAAAAACUUCUUCAGUCAUUGUUCAUUGACAAUUUCUUUUGGGAAAGCCAAGGUGGUCGUCAAGGCAUUGAUAAAUUAAUUGAUGUGAUAGAACGAAGGGCUAAAAUUCUUCUUACUUACAUUAAUGCCCAUGGGGCAAAAGUACUGCCAAUGAAUGAAUGAGGUUGCAAUCCUACGCACUUAUGUGUGAGUAAGCCCCACUGCACACAGUGGAACUUACUUGUAAGUAAACAUGCAUAGGAUUGUUUUGUGAAUGGAUGAAUGAGUAAACAGCUUAGUUUUAAUGAAAGCUCUUUAUACAUUAAAUAAGAAACUCACGCAAACACACCUGAUGUGAAACUUGUUGAUAAUACUUUUAAUUUGCAAAGCACAUGUAAACAAAUGAUAAAACAUUUUAAAAUCAAUAUUCUGUAAAUGUAAUCUGGGAUGUAAGCAUGCCAAAUUAUUUUCUUUAUAAAGACAUACAUAUAUCCAUUGGUUUGUUUCCACUUCGGAAAGCAAGAGUACAUAGCAGAAUUUUCAUCAUUUAUUUGGUUUUGAUAGGAGGAAUAUGUUGUUCACUUCAGAAAAAAACCCUAAACAUAUGACAAAAGUUGCAGCUCUUAGACUACUUAUUUCAAUGGGACUGUUCUGAAAUAAGUGGUUGUUAGGAUCACUGCAAAGACUUGCUUACGGAAAACAUUUAUACAAGGAUUUUUCAAUGAUUUGUUUCAACAAAAGAUGGCAGACCUCAACUACUGUUGAUAUUUUUGUAUGUGUCUAGUAUUGUUUAGUAAAAAGACCAAAUUCACUGUAAUUAGAAGUAUGAUUCUUAAUAUUUAGUUAAAUAAUUUAUAAGUAUAUAUGCCAUCCAGACGACUAAGCAGCUAUUUCAUGGAAUUAUUACAUAUUUGCUUUUGUAGUUUUGUUUAGAACUUUUCUACAAUCUGUUAAUAAUUGUUCAAAAAUUCUGCAGAAAACUAGAAGCCUGCAGCCAAAGAAAUGAUUGGUUAGUUCAUAUCAAUAUGUGAAAUUCAGCUCCACCAUUGCUCACUGCUUCUUGGUCCUCAUUGUUCCAUUAGGGUUGUCAUGUCACAAUAUUGCAAUGCCAGUAGAUAUCACAACUGGCAGAAUUCAUCUGUCAGAGUGUAGACCUUUGACCUAGCAACUUUAUGCUCCCCCCAGCAGCUCCCUCCCUUUUGUGGCUACUAUAUUACGUAAAAUUAUAUUACGGAAUGAGUUUCCAUAGCAUAGUUUCCCCUUCAACGGACAAACCUUUCCCACUUUCAGCGGGGAACCUAUGGCCCUCCAGAUGUUGGACUUCCAUCAGCCCAAGCCAGCAUGGCCAAAUGUCAUGGAUGAUGAGAGUUGUAGUCCACCAACACCUGGACAGUCACAAAGGUUCCCCACUCUUAUCUUUAAGUUCUUUGAGGUAUCUUAAAAACCUCUUUCUUGAUUAGUCCCUUCUUGCCUCAGUUUUCUUCUACUCUUUUUCUUAAGCCCCAUUUUCCACCAAUCCUUUCUUUAGGGUUUUUCUUUUCAAUCCAUUGUCUACUCUGUAGCCAUCAUUCAGCCUUCUUGUUUCUGUGCUCCUUGUCCAUUACCUUUGCUACCUCCUAACCCAGUCUUCAGCCUCUGCCUGUGUGUGAGGUUUUAUUUCCACCCAAAUGUACAAGUUUCCUUCCCUCACAGAAACUGGACUGCAUACUAUGUUGCUCCCUGAGCAACUUGAACAACCUGCUGUAUCACCCCAGCUCACAGCCAGUCAGUAUCAGAGGCUUCACUGCCACAAGUGCCAUUCAUUUCAGAUGGUUUAUUAAAAAUGGACAUUUAGAUCAGAGGUUCUCAAACUGUGGUCUGUGGUAUAUCUGUGGAUUUGUGGUUAAGGACAGGAGAUGGCACAUCCAUCACAUUAAAUAUUCUUAUUGAUUUUAAUUGUAUUUUUAGUGCUUUUAUUUCUUAUAUUGCAUUACAAACUAAAUCCUACAGAAUUCAAACUGUAAUACAAUAGAAUACAAUCUGUAAGAAAUAAAAGUAAUAAAAAUACAAUUAAAAUCAUUCAGCAUCUAGCACAGCACACAAUUGCUACAAGAGGCAGAAAAAUCAUUAAGUCAUCCUGCCAAGACCCUCAGCAAUUAUCAAGUGGUCUGUGGGGAAAACGUUUGGGAACCAUUGAUGUAGAUUAUUUCUUGCAUCAAUGCUGUGAUAUUGUAGUUUUCAAAUCUAACUUGUAGGUCACCAUUCUACCUUUGUUCAGCUAUUUAACCAAUGAAACUAGGUUUUCAUUAUGCAAAAUACUGGUGAUUGUAACUUUAAUUUUACCUUGCUCUGAGUAUUCUGCAAUAUUAUAAAAUGUGGUUUGAAAACAUUCCUUCCAAUUAACACAUUCUAAAGAACACUGAUAAAAACAAACUGAAAAGGGACAUGAAUAUCAAUAUUGCUAUUAGUAUGGAACCUUGACUUAAAGCAUGUGUGUUGUGGUUUCUUGAUAUCCUUGUGAAUUCAAAACCUACACAAGUGGCCCACCUAAGAAUCCUGACAUUUAUAGUUUGAUGAGAGUAUGUCAUAGGGAAUGGGAAUAAUGACUACUUAACAAGCUUAAGCCUGCGGUCUACAGAUACCAUUUCAGGCUCUAAUACAGAAUCUUAGGGCUUAUCCAGACGACUGCAAAAUGCGUGAAACGCCCGCUAUGUGUGUUCAUUAUUUUUCGGUCGUCCAAAUGACGUCUCACGCUGUUACGCAUUUUCACGGGUUAAAUCUGCUCCUUGCAAUACUGGCAAGAAUGCGAUUUGCUGUUUAAAAUCGGGAUUCAUCCACUGUGCCUUCAGGAGCUAGGAUGCAAUAUGGUGGACUUUACUGCUGAUGGGCGGUUCUUGGGCAUUUCGCCUUGCCCCUUCUCCUCAUUCCAGCCUAUCACGUAUCUGCACUUUUGCGCAUGUGCGAGAAUAAGCCCGGGAAAAUUGAACCAAUCAUCGCAAUGGUGGGGUGUUGGGGGGGGGGUCUGCCACUACUGCGCAGAUGCAUUUUAUUUUUUGCUAGCUUGAAAACUGGGCGGCUGCUCUGGGUGAGAUCUGCAACACACAGCAAGCGAGAAAGGGGCUGCUGGUUGGUUUCACACCUGCCUCCAGAAAGCUUUGUCAAUUUCAUUCUAUUGGCUGGGGUUUUUCUUUCAAAUCAUUUCGCUGCAGGAAGGAAAGGGAGAAGGAGGGGGGGUGACAUGGAAUGUAUGCAGGUAGAAUGAAAUUGAUAAACCUUUCCUGAGGCAGGUGUGAAACUGACCAGCAGCCCCUUUCUUGUUUGUAUUUGCCAUAUUACGCUUAAACGAAUGUAUGCUUUUCUGCCUUUAUGGAUAUUUAAGGAGAUACACAUGCUGGCAAUUGCACUUAUUUCUCCAAAAAAGCAAGAAACGUGUCACCCCCCCCUUCCCCUUUUCCUUCCCGUGGCAAAAUGAUUUGAAGCAAAAAACCCAGCAAGUAGAAUGAAAUUGACAAAGCUUUCCGGAGGCAGGCUGAAACUGACCACCCCCCUCCUUCUCCCUUUCGUUCCGUGGCAAGAACUCUUUUACAGCCAUAUUGUGCUUUGUUGCAAAGGGGGAGAGGAGCAUACAUCAUUUUUUUGCUGACCAAUUGGUUGAUAGGGGGAGGCUUUAGAGGCGGAUCUUGGAAAAAGCGAAAAGAAUGUAGCGGUCCUACCGCUGCGGGUGCGGGUGCAAAAAAGUGUUUUUUUUAAUUGGGAAAGAGCGAACUAAAAGGCAAAGUGAGGACUAUCAGAUGACAAACCGAAUAUGGAAACCGUGGAUUAUCCCACUUCGUUUGGAUAAGCCCAUGUGGGUGUCCCUUAUUCACUCUUGGAAGUACUUUCAUUUUGAUGAUUCAGCUCUAAUUGGUGGAAAUGCUUGCAUGAAAAGGGAAUUAAAUGUGUCAACAGAAGGCAUAAAACCAAAUCCCCAGGGUCAUAACAGUGCUCCAAAGUAGCUUUUUUCCUUUAUCUUUCUGUGUGUGAGAGAUUGUACUAACUCCUGUAUCUAAUUAUACACACUUGUGACGAUUGCACUGAACCUAAAUGACUGCAUAGCUUAUGUAAACACGGCCUAUAUUUGUCCCUGAAAGAAAAUGGCCCUUUUCAUAUCCAUAAAUCCAGUUCUUUGUUUUGAGUGCCCAUUUCCCUAGCAGUGGCUUGUGCCAAACAAGCACUCUCCAUAGGCAUUUAUAUGCUGUUAAAAAAUUUUCUGCUCACCUUAACUGCUGGUGCAAGGGUGACAGCUAAAUUAAUCUGUUUGAUUUUAGAACAGCAGCAGACCUUUAUUCCAUCCUGAGAAACAGGACAAAAUGAACUUGGACACAAAGCCUUUCAGACAAAUCUGGAGCAGUUUUCACUUGUUUCGGUCACUUAUUUUAUAAUUAUUUUAUAAUAAUCUGUACCAGGCUACUUUCCAUUUAUGGGCAUAUGGGAUCAGACAUAUCUUCACAUUCCAGACUAGUCUGAAGGGAUGAGAGUAGCAAGGAAUCCAGGAUCUUGGUGUGGGAAAAAUGAGCAUGUGUAAAAAAAAAUCCUGGGUAAAAUGCCAACUUUUUAAGUUGAAAAGGCCUGCUGAGAUUAUGAAAAAAUAUUUUCAUAAUUAUAAAAUCUGAGAAUGUUUGCUGGUUUGUUUGCACACUAAGGAAUCCACUUCUCUCUGUUCUCCUUUUGUUGCACAUGAUAAAAUAGCUCCGUUCAGAUGUUCCUUCGAGUACCCAUCUAUUUACACAACUGUGUGCAUAUUUUCUUUACAUUAAAUAGAAAUGUUUCAAUUUAGAGCUCAGCAUGGAACUUCUCUGUGCGUGUCUUCACCGUCCAAUUUGACAGAGAUUUGUAUAUAAAUGCUUUUUGCAUACAUGAUGCUAGAAGUAAAUGGGAAUCUUUGUGUGCAGUGGAGAGACUUGUGUUCAUUCCCCCAUGCCCACAAGGAAUCUACCCAGUUGAGUUGAUAGGCACUGAUAGUCAAUCGAGAAUAGUCCCUAUUUAUCUCUGGACUGGCACACACCACCAAUUACCAUCAAGCCAGCAGUUACAAACUCUGCACAUUCUGGCACUUUUCUUUGUGGUCAACAGUACACAUAAAACCUGGCAUGAAUGUACACUGUCCUUUUAAAAUAUGUGAUUAUCUGAUGUGUAUAGGUAGAUGCUGUGUUAGACCACCAGACCCAAUAGAAUUAAAUAGAAACAAAGCUACUACUGGAAUUUUUUUACUUUAAUGACAAAAUGCAUUGAUGAUAGGCAACUCUGCUCUUCUGCUGAAACGAGUCGAAAGCUAUAAGAAAGUAUUUGUUGAAUUUAUAUAGUGAAAGUAAAAAACCAAACAAAACUGCAUUUGGAGUAUUAGCAAAAAAUAACUAUAGUAUUAAUGCAGGGUACUGUGGGAAGAGCGGUUAACAACUUUGUUUGCUUCACAGUUGAAGAUUCCAUCUCUGUUUGUGCUUUGAAUUUAUGUAUAUUUUUGCAGUGUUAGCUUAUUGCACUUGCACUGUCAAUGUUAAAUAUAUUUUGGGGUUUUAGAAAUAUAUAUUUUUCGUUAAAAAGUCUCUGCUGUUGUCUUGGAAAAUAAAACAAUAACUAAUAACCGUAUCUCCCAAAUUUUUUUGACUAAAGUGUGUGUGUAUGUAAUUGGAUGCUUUGAAGUAAUUGUAUUAACUCUAUUGAAAACCACAGGCCACUAAUUUAUUUUAAAAUGUGAAUAUAUUUGCUAGAAAAACAACUCAAGCUAGAU